This is a messenger RNA of Necator americanus (New World hookworm), 1581 nucleotides long. RefSeq lists its product as uncharacterized. Gene Ontology annotation, biological process: monosaccharide transmembrane transport. The record is from RefSeq and is a predicted model, not a curated record. The transcript has 11 exons. The coding region runs from base 1 to 1581 and encodes 526 amino acids. Lineage: Eukaryota; Metazoa; Nematoda; Chromadorea; Rhabditida; Ancylostomatidae. Gene Ontology annotation, molecular function: hexose transmembrane transporter activity. Gene Ontology annotation, cellular component: membrane.
AUGAUCAUGGCUAAUGAAGAUGAAAAAGGUCGCGUACCAGCGGCGUCAUCCUCUUCCAAGGGCACCAGCGCUCGUGAUCCUGCCGAUGAUGAGAAGGGUGCGCUGCUGCACAAAGAACGAGAAGCCGCGGAGAAGCUAAAUCCAUCCGGUAAAGCUGGCGAGGGUCGAAUGACCGGAGCCUUAGCAUUCGCUGUCUUCUCAGUUACUCUUGGAUCAUUUCAAUUCGGGUACCACAUAGGAUGUGUGAACGCACCCGGUGAGAUGAUCACGGCUUGGUUCCAAGAAUCCCAUCAAAGCCUUUUCAAUCAGGAGUUACCGAAAGCAAGCGCUGAUUUGACAUGGAGCAUAGCUGUGUCGAUGUUCGCCGUCGGUGGAAUGUUCGGUGGCUUGCUCUCCGGAUGGUUGGCUGACAAAGUUGGUCGACGUGGUGGCCUCCUUUAUAAUAACCUCUUCGCUUUCAUUGCUGCUGCCAUGAUGGGAUUGGCAAAGCCGUUGGGUGUAUACCCGAUGAUGGUCCUAGGGAGAUUAUUCAUUGGAUUUUAUUGUGGAUUGACUUGUAUCGUACCGAUGUAUCUUGCCGAAACAUCACCCACGAAUCUGCGUGGAAUGCUCGGCUCUCUGCAUCAACUUCUAGUCACCAUAUCCAUUCUAGUCUCACAGAUUUUCGGCCUUCCCUACAUUCUUGGCAACGUGGACCGAUGGCCGUUCAUAUUCGCAUUCACAGUAGUUCCAUCUGUGAUACAAGUAAUUACACUUCCCCUCAUCCCAGAAUCACCAAAGUACACGCUUUGUGUUCGUGGACAGCCGGAGAAAGCUACCAAAGAUCUCAAGAAAUUAAGAGGAAUGGAUGAUGUAAGCGCCGAGAUAGAAGUCUUCCGCGAAGAAGCUGCGGCAAGUGGUGCUGCCGCCCAGGCGAAACCGACUAUGCUGGAUAUGUUCCGUGGAUCGCUGUUGUGGCCAAUGACAAUUGCGAUUAUGAUGAUGCUUGCGCAGCAGUUAUCCGGUAUUAACGUAGCAAUGUUCUACUCGACAGUUAUUUUCAAACAGGCUGGCCUCAGUAAUGAGGGAGCUGUAUAUGCAACGAUUGGCAUGGGUUCCGUGAAUGUUAUUAUGACUGUUAUCUCAGUUUGGCUGGUCGAUCAUCCGAAAUUUGGACGUCGAUCACUACUACUGAUGGGGAUGAUCGGGAUGUGGAUUUCGACGAUUUUGUUAGUAGGGGCACUUUCUUUGACUGCUCAUGGACACCAGUGGGCUAGUUAUGGUGCCAUUGUAUUCGUCCUCUUGUUCGUAAUUUCGUUCGCUACGGGACCAGGAUCCAUUCCAUGGUUCUUUGUGUCCGAGAUCUUCGCCUCCAGUGCUCGUGGUAACGCAAACUCGAUUGCCGUGAUGGUUAACUGGACAGCUAACUUGAUUGUUGGACUUACCUUCCUUUCACUUAAUAACGCACUUGCACAAUAUUCGUUCCUUGUAUUUACUGGAUUCCUUACCUUCUUUAUCUUCUUCACAUGGCGGUUCGUACCAGAGACCAAAGGCAGGACUGUCGAGGAGAUCACGGCGUCAUUCGAGAAAAGGAAGCGCUAA